AGUUUUUCAUCCAUAACUUUCGGCAGCUGCGUUCGGCAUUUCGUUAAGCGUAAUUUUGGCAGCGCUCUGUUUUGUCAUUACGCGACGCGUGUGCUUAAUUAUUGUCGGUUGUGUGUGCGAGUGUGUGUGUGUGCGUGUGUGCGAGUGCCUUUGCGUGCAGCCACAAGGAAUGUGCAACAAGAACGGUAAAUUUAAUGAAUGCCAACACAGCAGCAAGAAUUCAAUUUAAAUUACUCAAAAGAUUCGUCGCACUGAGAUAGACCUGAAGAUGCACUCAACUGAUGAAACCUCUUAUUAGCUCUGGCUAUGGUCGCAAGCGCUAAAAUGAAUGACAGCUGAGAAAAGUGAAAUCAUAUAAGGAAAAUCAUACAAAAAGAGAUGAGGAAAACUCUUUCCGCUUAACGGCAUAAAGUGGAAGUUAGUGCAAACCGGAAAUGAAUAUGCAAAAACGGUAAAAAGGAUAUGAAAAAUGCAAAUAACCAAAUCGAGAUCAAUGCAGAAUUCACAUUCCAGCUAACCUCAAACGUAUUUACACCAGCCAAAGCUCGUACGAACACGUACAUGAGCCACUGUUCAGUAGACGGCUAAUUGCGUUCGAAAAAAAAAAAAAUUAAUAAAAAAAAAAUUGAAAUUGAAGCAAAGCGCAAAACGGAAUCCAACAAAAGCGAUGUCAAAACUCAUAUGAAAAUAUGCAUUAAAUGCGACCGCAAAAUAGAAAACCAACCGGAAAAAAAGGGAAAAUAAUCAAAGGAAAAAAGGAAAUUGCGCUUGCGGGCAGAGAGCAAGCGGAAGAAAGAGCGGCGAUAUAAAAAAGAGGUGGAAAACAAAAACAAGCGAUUUCAAAUGUAAAAAUUGAUUUCUGCGGUUUUACCAAACGGAUAUUGUGCGCAUAUAUGGCUGCAAAUCGUUGCGGCUAAUAAAGGGAUAACAUAUAUAAAGAACAGCAGCAACAACAACAAAAACGGGUCUAACAACAAAACUCGCUUAUAAAUAAAUAAAUAAUAAACGUUUAAUCUGUUAAUCGCAUUGGCAAGCAAACAUGCAGCCGAAGGGUAUAAAACUCUGUCAGGUUUUCAUCAUUUGCGUGGCCUGCCUAACAGCUCUGCCAGACCAGGCUGUUGGGCUGCGCAAUGUUAACGUUCACAUUCCGUCGGCCGUUAAACGCGGCGAUAAUGCGCUCUUAAUCUGCAAUUAUGACAUCGAGAACGACACGCUCUAUGCGGUUAAAUGGUAUAGAGGCCGCAGGGAGUUCUAUCGCUAUACGCCCAAGGAGAAACCUGCCUGGAAGAUAUUCACGAAAACCAACGAAAUUGAUGUCGUGACCACCCAGUCGAAUGCCAGCCAUGUGCUGUUGCGUAACGUGCCCACCUCAAUAUCUGGUAAAUUUGCCUGCGAAGUAUCCGCCGAUGCGCCCACAUUCGAUACGUCUAUUGUGGCCGCCGAUAUGGAAGUUGUGGAGCUACCCGCCCAGCGGCCCAUCAUAACGGGUAUACAUUCGCGUUAUCGUCUCGGGGAUAUUAUCAAUGGCAAUUGCUCAUCGGAUUACUCGAAGCCUGCGGCCAAUCUGACCUGGUGGAUCAAUGAUAUACAGGUUCCACCAAAUUAUUUGCGCACCUAUGACAUACAAAGACACCUGGCUGAGCACUUGGAAUCCUCCGUUUUAGAGCUGAACUUUGUUGUGACUACGCAUCAUUUCAUCAAGAGUCGCCUUAAGCUCAAGUGCUCUGCUCGCAUUCAUGACAUCUAUGCACAGGAGAGCGAAAAGCUUAUCGAAGAGGAUCGACCACGUAUUUUGGCCUCUGGACGCUCGCCGGAUAUGAAUAUGUAUCCCUUUGAUCAACCAGGCGAUGCGGAUGAGCACAAUGAACUCUACUUGAUACACAAAAAUGCUGCCUCCAGGACCAGUGAACUCGAUUGGCAACAGCAGCUAACUCGAUUUCUGUUAAUGGGUCUAUUGCACUUGGCCUGGUCUGCCGCCCAGCUAAGCAGAACGAGACACCAAAAUAGCUGCAGCAACUCUCAGACACAACUGGAACGGAUUAAGGUGCCACGGUGAUGAGCUGGCCCGGAUCAGUUACAGCUGCGCGGAAAAACGGAGACUUCAAUACAGCUGAGUGGCGUCUGCUCUGCAGCCAAGGCAAACUGGCCAGAAAUAUUAGUUAAA
This is a messenger RNA of Drosophila hydei, 2164 nucleotides long. RefSeq lists its product as uncharacterized. The transcript has 8 exons. NCBI's taxonomy places the organism in Eukaryota, Metazoa, Arthropoda, Insecta, Diptera, Drosophilidae. The record is from RefSeq and is a predicted model, not a curated record. Bases 1040 to 2056 code for a protein of 338 amino acids.